This is a messenger RNA of Rosa rugosa (rugosa rose), 2101 nucleotides long. RefSeq names its product 2-isopropylmalate synthase 2, chloroplastic-like. Gene Ontology annotation, biological process: L-leucine biosynthetic process. NCBI's taxonomy places the organism in Eukaryota, Viridiplantae, Streptophyta, Magnoliopsida, Rosales, Rosaceae. The coding region runs from base 33 to 1922 and encodes 629 amino acids. Gene Ontology annotation, cellular component: chloroplast. The transcript is spliced from 12 exons. The record is from RefSeq and is a predicted model, not a curated record. Gene Ontology annotation, molecular function: 2-isopropylmalate synthase activity.
UCCACCUGUUUCGUACCUCCCUCAUUCUAACAAUGGCCACUGUGUGCACUCCCCACACAAUCUCACCCGCCGCCAUUGUUUCUUCUUCUCCAGUCCGAUGCUCUCACUCCCAAUCGCAGCUCCUAUUCGGUUCAAAUUUCCCGAACCGCCGCCACCACAACCCGAGCCUCCCGAUUUCGGCUCCCAAUCUCCGCGCCGCUACCAAAGGACGAGUUCUUUGCUCGCAAAACCCUAACCCUACCCCCACGCGCCGCCCCGACUACGUCCCCAACCGCAUCUCCGACCCGAACUAUGUCCGCAUCUUCGACACCACGCUCCGCGACGGCGAGCAGUCCCCCGGCGCCUCGCUCACCUCCAAGGAGAAGCUCGACAUUGCGCGCCAGCUGGCCAAGCUCGGCGUCGACAUAAUCGAGGCCGGGUUCCCGGCGGCGUCGAAGGACGACUUUGAAGCCGUGAAGAUGAUCGCGAAAGAGGUCGGGAAUUUUGUGGAUAAAGACGGUUAUGUCCCUGUGAUCUGUGGGCUGUCCAGGUGCAAUGAGAAGGAUAUUAAGACGGCGUGGGAGGCGGUGAAGUACGCAAAGAGACCGAGGAUUCAUACUUUCAUUGCUACCAGUCCGAUUCAUAUGGAGCAUAAGCUGAGGAAGACGAAGGAGCAGGUGAUUGAAAUUGCGAGGAGUAUGGUGAGCUAUGCUAGGAGCUUGGGUUGCCAAGAUGUCGAGUUUAGCCCUGAAGAUGCUGGCAGAUCUGAGAAGGAAUUUCUAUAUCAGAUUUUAGGUGAAGUUAUAAAGGCCGGGGCAACAACUCUGAACAUUCCUGACACUGUGGGUUAUACCGUGCCAACUGAAUUUGGUCAGUUGAUUGCUGACAUUAAAUCUAAUACCCCUGGAAUUGAUAACGUUAUCAUCUCGACUCACUGCCAAAAUGAUCUUGGACUUUCUACUGCCAACACUUUAGCGGGGGCAAGUAGAGGUGCUAGGCAAUUGGAAGUAACAAUCAAUGGAAUCGGUGAAAGGGCUGGUAAUGCUUCAUUAGAGGAGGUUGUCAUGACCUUAAACUGCCGUGGGGAGCAUGUACUUGGGGGGCUUUAUACCGGAAUCAAUCCUCGGCAUAUUUAUAUGACAAGCAAGAUGGUUUCAGAGUACACUGGAAUGCAUGUGCAGCCACACAAGGCUAUUGUUGGAGCUAAUGCUUUUGCACAUGAAAGUGGUAUCCAUCAGGAUGGAAUGCUCAAGGACAAACGUACAUAUGAAAUUAUAUCUCCUGAAGAUAUUGGGUAUGACCGGUCCAAUGAAGCUGGCAUUGUUCUAGGGAAACUUAGUGGACGCCAUGCUGUGAAAAAGCAACUUGAACAGCUUGGUUAUGAGCUUGAUGAUGUUCAACUUGAGACCGUAUUCUGGCGUUUCAAAGGAGUAGCUGAACAGAAAAAGAGAGUCACUGAUGCAGACCUCAGAGCAUUGGUGUCAGAUGAAGUUUUUCAGCCAGAAGUUGUCUGGAAGCUUCAUGAUCUACAGGUUACCUGUGGAACUCUUGGUCUUUCUACAGCAACUGUUAAACUAAUUGAUGCUGAUGGGAGAGAGCAUAUUGCAUGUUCAGUUGGAACGGGUCCAGUGGAUUCAGCUUACAAGGCUGUUGAUCUCAUUGUGAAGGAACCAGUAACACUUGUUGAGUACUCUAUGAAUGCGGUCACAGAAGGAAUAGAUGCAAUAGCCACUACUCGUGUUGCAAUUCGAGUUGAAAACAGUGAUAUGGUCACUGGUGAGAUAUCUCAACGGACAUUCAGUGGGAUUGGGGCAGGAAUGGACAUUGUUGUUUCUAGUGUCAAGGCCUACACUGGGGCAUUGAACAAGAUGCUAGGUUUCAAGGAAAGGUUUCCAUUGGAGAUUGCAGCAGAAUCAGCAGAACGAACCCCAGUGUCUGCAUAAAAAGGUUUUGGUAAAAAUUACAUGUGAUGCGCAAGCUCUGAUAUCCUGGCUCCAUUUAGUUUAUUGUUUUCUGUACAGUGUUGUCUAGAAACUUACGUAAAAUUUUUGGAAUCAUCAAGUUAAGACCCUGCAAUUAAACAUGUACUUUUUUGAAUUUAAUGAUACUAUUGUUUGCUAAA